Molecule: messenger RNA, 4066 nt
Organism: Strongylocentrotus purpuratus (purple sea urchin)
Lineage: Eukaryota; Metazoa; Echinodermata; Echinoidea; Camarodonta; Strongylocentrotidae
Product: transmembrane protein 179B-like
Exons: 6
Coding region: 726-1382 (218 amino acids)
Source: RefSeq, a predicted model, not a curated record
ACCUUCGUGACGGAUUGGGGGAUUCUAGUUCAUUGCCGAGAAAGAGACAUUCGUUGAUCUUGGUCGGCAAGAGUAUUAUGCUCUACGAUUGUCAGCUUUGGCCUCACUGAAUGUCAACAUGUGGCAUUGAUCAUGUUGAUAGUGUCAAUGAUGAGUUAAAUAACUUGAAGUAAAUCUCCCCGACCUCUUUUAUUUCAUUCUCCUUCUUCCGGUACUAAGUGCAAGACAAAAGGACAAUCACUUUGGCUAAUGAAUAGCGGACUUGUGUACGUGACAUUGGACAUGUAACAACUGAAGGUUGUUUCUUUUAUUCAAAACGCCGGAAACUUGAACAAACUCCUUUCCAACUCGGUUGGAAUCAUUUCUAAAUUUCUUUCUCUCAAACAACUGAACAAAAAAGUUAUUCAAACUCAAGUUACGCGUAGCCCGACAGAGCGUUAGUUUGCUCCAAUCGCUCUCCUGAGUGCAACUCGUCCGCCAUUCAUCCGGCCCAGUUGAAAACAAGUUGGCAAAGUUCACGUCUGGCAUCACGCAGGAGCACACACCCAGCCAUUGAGAGCCGCAAUAUAUCUUACAAUCAAUUGAGGAUCGGAAGGGCUCACCGAACAAGUCCUCUGCGGGCGAUUUAGUAGGACCCUUAUAUUUUAAUCGGGAGGUUAUAUCCCGUUGAUUGAGCCAUUUUCUAUUUCUUUUUGGAAGUGAAAGGAUCGUAAAAGGAUAUCAAGAUGACUGGCUGCAUGUACUCCAUUCAGAUGGUGACGGAGAUCAGUCUCCUUCUCGUUGCCUUCCUCGCUGGAAUAACAGCCGCCAUCGCUAUCGGUAUCGUCAGGGAUGAUUUCCGAGGAGAUUGUUUGAUCUACGCACAGGUCCAGUAUGACACGCCCAACUCCUUUUCAGUACAUGCGAACGGCACAGGGCCGAAAUGCGACUUCGCCCUAUCUGUACAGGUCAUCAUUUCGCUUAUUGCAUUUUUGUAUGCACUUUACAAACUGGUUGUCUUCUUUACUAAGAGAUUUGACAUCCCUGCUUUCCGUCUGAUCAUUCUCCCAGUCUAUUGCAUCAUGUGCUUCUUAGCUCUGAUCGAGGCCUGUCUGGUCACGGUAGGAUUUACAUAUUUCUGUAAACAACUCACGCAAACACCUGUCAGAUCAAUCGUAGUCCAGUGUGCUCGAUUCCAGCAAGCCCAUUGGAAUAUUUACCAAGGACGAAACUUCUAUGUCAGACUCAAUCUGGCUUGUAUCGGAUCCUGGAUCUCCUUCACUUGUUGGUUGAUCCUGGUCCCGAUGUCCAUCAUGGUGUUUGUCAUGGAUCGACGAGGAUCAGGACCGAAGCCCAAGGAAGAACCACCUACGCUGCCCAACUCGGAAAAUAUUGAACCAUAGAUAAGAGACCACCCGGAACAUCCCAGUAUGAGACGGACAGCCAACGAGACCAACAUCCCGCAAGACCAACAGCCCAAAAGAAUGACAGCCCAGUAGACCGACAGCCCGCGAGACUCACAGCCCAGUAUACCGACAGCCCACGGGACUGACAGCCUAGUAGACCAACAGUCCAAAGACUGACAACCCAGUAGACCGACAGCCCACGAGACUGACAGCCCAGUAAACCGACAGCCCACGAGACUGACAGCCUAGUAGACCAACAGUCCAAGAGACUGACAACCCAGUAGACCGACAGCCCACGAGACUGACAGCCCAGUAAACCGACAGCCCACGAGACUGACAGCCUAGUAGACCAACAGUCCAAAGACUGACAACCCAGUAGACCGACAGCCCACGAGACUGACAGCCCAGUAAACCGACAGCCCACGAGACUGACAGCUCACGAGACCAACAGUCCAAGAGACUGACAGCCUAGUAGACCAACAGUCCAAAGACUGACAACCCAGUAGACCGACAACCCACGAGACUGACAGCCCAGUAAACCGACAGCCCACGAGACUGACAGCUCACGAGACCAACUGUCCACGAGACCAACAUCCCGCAAGACCAACAGCCCACAAGACGACAGCCCACGAGACCGACAGCCAACAAGACCCACAUCGCACAGCCUAGUAUACCAACAGCCCACAGGACUGACAACCUAGUAGACCGACAGCCCGCGAGAAUGACAGCCCAGUAGACCAACAGCCCACGAAACUCCGAUGUCUCGUGUUCUCUCUGAGGUCUCGUGGGCUGUCGGUCUCGUGACUCUAGCCAGAGGCUAUACGAAUAAACUUAAUUGAAUUAAGAGAAGUUAACUGAAGCGAUGACUGUCCUUUAUAUUGCCGCCAAAUUAGUUUGAUUUAUCUUGCCUAGAAAAUGGUAAAAAGGAGAAUUCUCGGCCAGAAUUUCUUCGAGGGAUUCGGAAAGGUGAAUUGUUUUUAAAGAAAAGCAAGGGUUACGUGAGAAAUUGUGCAAUUGAUUAAAUAAUAAUCUAAUACAAUUUUCAACUGCUGAUGGUUUCCGUUAAACACUUUAUUUACAGUUUUCUUGAAAAUUAAGAAUUAAUAUAAUUAUUAUUGACGACUUCACAUUUUUUUGGCUGAAUGAAAAUAGAAGUUGGCACUAUAUUUAUCGCAAAGUGAAUAAGGAAAACUAAAAACAACGAUUACACAUUUGGGGUAAUUUGCUGACUGUUUGUAAGGGGUAAUGAUAUUCAGUUAAAACUACAUUUCGGUAAGACUUCUCAGGGGAGUUUCAGAGCCAUCUAUACACAGAGUUUGGCCAACCCGGUUCGAGUUGGAGUCGGACACAAUAUGGCGACUACUGCUUUGUUGGGCAAGUUGGUUGGCCAAACUCUGUUUUAAAUGGCUCAGGGGAGUUUAUGCUGAUGACACCCUCUAUGUCUUUUCACUCUUUAUACUGGUCCAGGGCGUCUCGUACUCAAAGCAUCAAUGACGCCAUACCCUGAAAAUCAAGAUGUGUUAUAUUAUGAAUAGCAAGUAUCAACCGCGGUAAGAAGAGUUUGUAAACUAUUUUAAACCAGCGUGGCGCCACUGGAAAUCUCUUAUGAGAUUAAUGGAUUGUUAAAAAAAGAUGUACAUAAUGUUUGUAUCGUUUACAUCAUAAUGAAAUACAUGACGCUAAGUAACAUGAAAGAAUUAGAUACAAUAGAUAAGGUAACUAUAAGCACAUUUUGACGCUCUCUGAUACGUAUCCUAUUUGAAUUUAAAACACAUUCUCACUCUGUCAUUGCAUAUAAGUAUAUAGAUACAAAUAUCAAAUACAACCUUUUUAUCGUUCAGCUCAAAGUGCCUUUUUCGUAGGGGUCACAUAACUAUGUUGUGUAUUUGCCCGAGUUUAAAUUCUCGAAGAAAGCUCAUGAUAUCUUGCAUUCAUGCUGUAUAUAUUAAUAUCAUCGCUAUUUUUGUCAAACGGCCUUAUCGUUAUGGGCAAAAUGUUUAUAUGAUUUUUAUUAGAAUAAUAUAAUGUCUUGUUUUAGUCGCAAUAUUCAUAUAUAUACUCCAAAUGUUUUUCACAUCGAAUAGAUCAACACCAGACCAAACCCAAACGUUGUACAGCACGCCAUGGCCUAGAACAGAAGGUUAGGUUUGCUUUUGAGUCGGUUUGCAGCCGAUUUGGCAAUGUGACCGCGGUAUCAAAGAUAAAAAGAGUGGCCAGAACACAAUUUCUUUAACAAUCGUAAAUUUAUUGUUAUUCUGCAGUUAUCCAUAACGCUUCGCUAAUUGUGCAAGUCAGUUAGUUUUGCCAAAGAAGCAUAGUGUAUAUAAUGUACAUGUUGUGCUUUUGUAUAUGUCUUGUAUAAUCAUUGAAGUAAGUUUCUAAUUUAUCGGUGAUUGUAACUUUCCGAUAAAAUUAUAUUUACAGGCUAAGAAGGGUUAAACAAUUACUGGGAAAAAUACGGAACGAAUAUCACAAUUUACAGAUCUAUUGGACUAAAAGGUAGUUUUUAGAAUACUGUAUAAAGAUAUAAAUAGUUAAUAUAGAUAUUGUUAAUAUGUAAUUUGUAUAAUGUCAUUAGAAUAUCAUUACCAGAUAAAUACAUAUGGUUAAUCAGUCUAAUGAAGGCAAGAUUGAAGUAAACAUCAAAAUUAAAGAAAACCUAUAUUCAGUUUGUUUUGCAA